AUGAGACCCGGAGGAUAUGCGCAUGCCAGGCAAACCGCGCUGUUGGUCUUCAGCGCCCUCUCGGGUUUGGCGUUCUUGCCUGGUGUGCGAACGUUUGGGGGUCCCAUCAUGGGCCAGUUCAAGUACCUGGGCGGAGCACGAGCAGAUGAUGGCAGCAUCUAUGGCAUCCCUGGCCAUGCAAAGCGGGUGCUGCGCAUUGAUCCCAAGACGAAGGAAGUUCAACUGAUAGGCCCCAGGUUGGAUGGGAAGUUCAAAUGGCUCCGAGGAGUCUUAGCUGGCGAUGGCUGUAUCUACGGCAUCCCCGCCCAUGCCGACUCGGUGUUGAAGAUAAAGCCCAGCACAGGUGAGGUCUCGCAUCUUCCGGUCCCUCCCGGCCGUUGGAAUCGUUGGAAGUGGCAUGGCGGAGUGCUGGGGCCGGAUGGCGCUGUGUAUGGCAUCCCCUGCAACGCUGGAGGAGUCCUGAAAGUGGUGCCCGAGACCGGGGAGGUGAGCGUCCUUGGAGCACUUCCGGAGGGUUGCAACAAGUGGUACGGUGGCCUACUGGGCAAUGACGGUGCCAUCUAUGGCAUCCCCUACAAUGCCGCCAAGAUCUUGAAGAUUGUUCCGGACACCGGCGAAGUCUCAUUGUUCGGGGAGCUGCCAGAGGGCAGCUGGAAGUGGCAUGGUGGCACGAUUGGCCCGGAUGGAGCGAUCUAUGGCAUUCCUUCACAUGCCCAACAGGUAUUGAAGAUCCAGCCGGGUGGAGGUGCCACUUUGCUGGGGGAGCUGUCGCCAAAACCAUUCAAAUGGGGUGGCGGAGCUGCGGACUCGCGUUUUGUGUAUGGCUUUCCAUCAAAUGCUGAUUCCGUGCUGAAGAUAGAUACGGUGACCAACGAGGUCUCGCUCAUGGAGAAUUUCCAGGUGCCUGGCAAAUCCAAGUGGCAGGGUGGGAUGCUUGCCAAAGAUGGGGCAAUCUAUGCCAUUCCAGACCGCGCCAGCGGAGUUCUUCGUAUCGAUUCGUCCGGUGCCUCUGUAGUCGAAAGCGAUGCUGGGCCGAUGCUGGGGAACUUCAAGUGGCAAGGGGCAGUCAUGGCAGAGGAUGGAACCAUCUAUGGCCUCCCCAACCGAGCGAAGAGCGUGCUGGAGAUCCAGCCGGCAUGA
Effrenium voratum is the source of this 1140-nucleotide messenger RNA. NCBI's taxonomy places the organism in Eukaryota, Dinophyceae, Suessiales, Symbiodiniaceae. The record is from the annotation of a GenBank genome assembly.